UAUUAGUCAGUCGCAUUUUGUACUCCAAAUCAGAUGGCUUUUUUUCAUUUAGAAAAAAUGCAAGAUUUUUCUCCAGAACAAUAGAAAGAACGGAUUGAUUUGCACAAAAUGUCACGUGUACUACACGGAAAAUUUGGGUUCCGAGUGAGACCAAAGGCGUUCCGACCGAUUGUUAUUCUGAAUGUGACCCGGUUGAAUUUUUCAACCAUUUCGGGACAUGGAGCGUACAAACAUCAACCGUUUAGACGAAAUCCAGGGUUGUUAUUGCAACGUAAGCAACCAGAAUUAACUUUGAUGGCAGUGCCAAGUCGAAGUUAUGGAAUGUUGGCUGUGAGAAUUUUACGAGGUGCAUUGAAAUUACGAUACUUGCUUCUUGGCGGUGCAAUCACCGGUGGUGUUACUUUAAACAAGAGAUAUGAAGAAUGGAGAGAUGGAUUGCCAGACUUCAAAUGGUUGGAUGAUGUUUUACCCAACAACGAUCAGUGGAGUAGUUUUUCAAACAAUUUAAAAUCCAUAAAAAAUUCAGUUCGAGACUCUAUUGAAAUUGAUCCACGCUUGAAAGAACUCAGCGAAAAAAAGAUGGAUGAAUGGAGAGCCUGGUUCGAUACUCGUCUCGAUGAUGCUAUUGAGGCAGCAUCAACACAACAACAUCCAGAAAUUGAACGUUCGUUCCACAGUCUCUCUGAAUUUAUUGGAAAUGUUUACGGAGCAGCUCAAGAUGAGAUCCGAAAAGCAAACACUGUGAAUGCAAAGGCGCCAAGCGCCGACGACAGUCGUAAAAAGAAUGAGGCGAUGCAAAAACAAAUUGAAGCUCUACAAACGGAAAUUAUGAACGUUCAAAUUAAAUACCAAAAAGAGCUCGAGAAAUUGGAGAAAGAGAAUCGUGAACUACGUCAACAAUACUUGAUCAUCAAAACCAAUCGAAAAACAACACUGGGCAAGAAAAUCAAAAAAUCACUCAUCGAUAUGUACUCUGAAGUUUUGGACGAAUUAUCCGGCUACGAUUCAAGUUAUUCAACGGCUGAUCAUUUGCCACGUGUUGUAGUGGUUGGGGAUCAAUCAUCUGGAAAGACGUCAGUGCUGGAAUCGAUUGCAAGGGCUCGAAUUUUUCCACGUGGUUCGGGCGAGAUGAUGACACGUGCACCGGUCAAAGUAACAUUGUCCGAAGGACCAUAUCACAUCGCACAAUUUCGAAAUAGUGACCGCGAAUACGAUUUAACCAAGGAAUCUGAGUUGGCUGAAUUGCGCCGUGAAGUUGAACUUCGUAUGCGUGCAUCAGUUCGAGGCGGUAAAACCGUUAGCAACGAUGUCAUUUCGAUGACGGUAAAAGGUCCCGGUUUGCAACGAAUGGUUUUGGUCGAUUUGCCUGGCAUUAUCGCAACACAAACUGUCGACAUGGCGAUGGACACAAAAGAUGCCAUUCAUCAAAUGACCAAACAUUAUAUGAGCAAUCCGAAUGCAAUCAUUUUAUGCAUUCAAGAUGGAUCUGUAGAUGCUGAAAGGAGCAAUGUUACUGAUUUAGUUCAGCAAUGUGACCCGUUGGGCAAGCGCACAAUUUUCGUAUUGACCAAAGUCGAUAUGGCUGAAGAGUUGGCCGAUCCAGAUCGUAUACGAAAAAUCUUGGCCGGAAAACUGUUUCCGAUGCGAGCACUUGGCUACUUUGCGGUUGUCACUGGUCGCGGACGAGGCGAUGAUUCCAUUGAAAACAUUAAGGAUUAUGAAGAGAAAUUCUUUAAAAACUCAAAACUAUUUCAAAGCGGAGUUAUUAUGCCGCAUCAAGUCACCACUCGAAAUCUUAGUUUAGCCGUAGCCGAUCGUUUUUGGAAAAUGGUGAAAGAAACCGUUGAACAACAAGCCGAUGCAUUUAAAGCCACUCGCUUCAAUUUGGAGACAGAAUGGAAAAAUAAUUUCCCAAGAUUGCGCGAAUCAAGUCGCGAUGAGUUGUUUGAAAAAGCCAAGGGCGAAAUUUUGGAUGAAGUAGUGAAUCUAUCACAAAUAUCGGCCAAAGACUGGGAGAAUCUAUUGUAUAAUAAAUUAUGGGAAAAAUUAUCGAGCUAUUGCUUCGAAAAUAUUUAUUUAGCAGCUGCAAACGCCAAUUCACCAGGUCAAUUCAAUACGAUGGUCGAUAUUAAGCUAAGGCAAUGGGCUGAUCAAGGCUUGCCAUCCAAAUCUGUUGAGUCUGGAUUUGAAACGUUGCAAAGUGAAUUUAAGCGACUCAUCGAAUUGGCAAAGAAAUCGCCCGACCACGAUGAAAUAUUCGAUAAUUUAAAGUCGUCUGUUAUGGAAGAAGCAGUCAAGCGUCAUACAUGGGAAGACAAAGCCACCGAUAUGUUGCGUAUAAUUCAACUAAAUACACUUGAAGAUCGCAGCGUUCAUGACAAAGCAGAGUGGGAUCAAGCGGUAAAAUUCUUCGAAGAGUCAGUUAAAACAAAACUUCAAACAACCGAACAGACAAUGACGGAAAUGUUUGGCCCGGGCACUUAUGAAAAGUGGCUGAAAUGGACGUCGGGCACAGAAGACCAGACCAAACGACGUCAUGUUAAGAGCGAACUUGAUAAGAUCUUGAGCAGUGAUCCAAAGCAUUUACCGAGUUUAACGUAUGAUGAAAUGACGGCCGUUCGUAAGAAUUUGCAACGAUCGAAUAUCGAAGUGGAAACGGAUUACAUUCGCGAGACAUGGUAUCCAGUUUAUCGACGUCAUUUUUUGAAAAAAGCCUUGUCUCGAGCAUAUGAUUGCCGAAAAGGAUUUUAUUUGUAUUCUCAGCAACAAGGCAGCAGCAACUAUGAUCAACUCAUCAACUGUAAUGACGUUGUACUAUUCUGGCGCAUUCAACAAGUACUCAAAGUUACUUCGAACGCUCUGCGACAGCAAGUGGUCAACCGGGAGGCGCGACGUCUUGACAAAGAGAUCAAAGAGGUACUCGAUGAAUUCAGCGAUGACGAAGAUAAAAAAGUACAAUUGCUGACAGGAAAACGUGUUUUACUAGCAGAAGAAUUGAUUCGUGUUCGACAGAUCCAAGAAAAACUAGAAGAAUUCAUAAAUGCAUUGAAUCUGGAGAAGUAAGCGGCUGUAUCAUUUUAAAUGAUUCUUCUCACUCUUACUUAUUAGCUCUUUUUGAAAUUUUUUGUUUGUAUGCUGCUUAAGACUACUUUAAAUACAUCAUUAUUAUAAUUGAAAAUU
Molecule: messenger RNA, 3180 nt
Organism: Contarinia nasturtii (swede midge)
Lineage: Eukaryota; Metazoa; Arthropoda; Insecta; Diptera; Cecidomyiidae
Gene: Opa1
Product: dynamin-like 120 kDa protein, mitochondrial
Exons: 11
Coding region: 109-3063 (984 amino acids)
Biological process (GO): mitochondrial fusion
Cellular component (GO): microtubule; cytoplasm; mitochondrial membrane
Molecular function (GO): GTPase activity; microtubule binding; GTP binding
Source: RefSeq, a predicted model, not a curated record